AACUGUCUUUCACCACGAGUGCACGCAUUGCCCUGUUAACUUUAACUCUGUCAAAAUGUCAGAAGAAGAGACGUCAGAAGAAACGGCAAAAACAAAUUUGGAAAUUCAAAUAACUGCAAAACGUGGACAUAACCUGUACGGAAAGAAGACAGACAGUCUGCAGAGUUUUCUGCAGGUUGAGCUGGAUGGGGUGAUGCUGGGAGAGUCACAAAAGAAACACGCCAACCUGUUGGAACACGCUGUUGAUUACGACUUCACCUGCAGAUUUGAUCCACCGAAGGACGCCCAGGCUUUCAGUAUCAUAGCCCAAAAGCCAAUCACGUUUACACUGAUGGAAGUCCUGAGUGAGGGAAAAAGAGGAGAUGUGAAAACAGUGGUGCUCGGCCAGGCUGUGGUUGACCUGUUUCCCCUAUUGCAAGGUCAGCGCAACCUUUCAUGCACGGUCCCAGUCCAUCCCCUGAUCAGUCCCGGGAUUAAAGAAUCUCGGCUGGGAUUCAACCGAAAGCAACCAACCCUGGAUGUUUGUAUCAGUGUGUUGGAUCCACUCCUGUCUGAAGCUGAGCUCUCAGCCUGUACUUUCAUGAAGGUAACUGUUGAAACAGCGUAUUCUCUGCCCGACUCAUGGACGCUGCCGCCGGGAUUAGCUCCCAGCCCCUUCACACACGCCGCUGCCCUCGAGGUUCCUCUAACUGCAGAUCAAGAUCAAGUGCUGAUGUUCUGUGAAGGACAGCUGAAGGCAGGGGGCCAGAGGGAGCUCAAAGGGCGCCAGAGAAAGAGGCCCCAUCAGGCCUUGUUGGUGCCAGGGAACCACUUUUUACCUGAAACCUUUUUCCAACCAGAGCCCAUUGAACACGAGGAUGGAGAGCUAACUGGUUUAGAGGACCGGUCGUUUCGCAAUGAGGCAGAGAUUUCAAAGAACAGGGUGAGCUGGGACACAGAGGCGCGAUGCUUCCUGGAUGCCGGUGGUGCUUCCAGAUUGCAGCAGAAAAUCAGAGAGAGCCGACUGUGGCCAGUGGAGAUAAUGAGGUCCUCAGUUCCACUAGCAAAGCUGGGUGACCGUGAGGACAACCCAGAGAUCCCCUUCCAUGGUUUGGCUUUUGUUGACAUGGGGCGGUUGUUGUAUCCUGGAAUCUCUCGCAUCCGAGGAGCGUACACCGUUCAGCCAUUCUAUGAGACCGAGCUGCUGAACAAGACCAAGCGAAGAGUCAGCGUGUUAAAGGCGCAGGCGAAGGCAGCAGCCAUACAGGCAAAGGCUCGGGCCGCCUCGGCUGCAGGAAGUCACAAGAAAGGAUGGGAUGGAAGCAACAAGGGAUCCAAAGAUCACAAAGAGCCAGCUAAAAAGCAAACUGUCAGCCAGAACAGGCAGCCUGCAGCGGACGGCUCCCAUGAAAGCUUGUCUGACACUGAGAUCCCAGUCAAUGUAGAAGGAAAUAUGUACGUUGACGCCAAAACGUAUAUUAUCAUUGAGAUAGCCUUGAAUAAACCACUGGUACCAAAAACAUCCCCCGAGGAACUGGCUCAAAGGGUGCAGGCACUGAUCCCUCCCAGAUCCCAACAUCUGGCCGGUCCUAGCCGAGCAGAAAGAGCCGUGCUGGACUUCCACAGGCAGGUAGGCAACACAGCGGCUGCUGUCUCUGAGCAGUAUGUCGAACUAUUUGGAGCGAACUGCAAGCUGCCUGAAAGCCUUAGCCAAGAACAAAUGUUGGCCGAGGUGAUGGGAGGCCUCAAUGUCUCUGGAAGAUAUUUUACCUUCAAGGAGGAGAUGAAGAGGGCAGUGGUCAGGAUUGUCCGUGACAAGAUGAAGCGGACAGAGCCUUUCACUGACCCUCAAGAGAUAAAAGAAUUUGUCAGCAAGCUCUACGUCUACCUGGUGGAUGAAACGCAUGUGGCUCUCAGCAAGAUUUCGUCCAGCGAGGUGCAAGAAGACUGCAUAGAUGAAACGAAGUUUGAAUCAUGUCAGCUGAGACAUUUUGCUAAAGAGGCACAAUCUACUGGAAAUUAUCAGCAGGCGGCUCAGUACUACCAAGAGCUAAUGGUGAGGCACCCUGAUGAGCCUUCGUACAAGUUUGAGUGGGGAAGCCUGUACAUGUUGAUGGGGGACUACAUGAAAGCUAAAGAGUGUUACCAUGAGGCCGUGUCCACCCAGCAAACACACCAACCCAGCCUGAUGAUGUGUGGGGUUGUGGCCGUGAUGUUUGAGCGCUACGAAGAAGCCCGGACCUUCCUGGAGCGAGCCACCAGCAUAGACCCGCCCAGUGUGGUGGCCUGGACGCUGCUGGGUUUGCUCCAUUUAACUCUAAAUGAAGCCGUCAUGUCUGAGAGAGCAUUUCUGGAGGCCAAAACGCUACUCGGAGAAGAGGAGACAAACAAUGAAAAAAAUGUAGACGACGAGAAGAAACACGCUGGGGACGGCGUUAAAGAAGUGAAGGUCCAGCAGGAUGAACAGGAGACGGAUCCUCUUGCACAGCCUCUCACAGCUGAGGAAGACGCAGAGUUCUCAUUCCAGGACUCAGAGGAGCACAGAGAGCCGUCAGCACAGAACGAGAGCGCCAAGCCAGCUCCAGUUAAACCCACCCGUAGCAUUUUCACGCACACAGUGCAGUUCUUGCUGCAGAACAAUGCCCUACAGAUGGCAGAGUAUGCUUUGUCCCAAGAGCUGCUGUGUCCUGAAGGAGGCUGCGGCGUUGCCUACCUUUUCAACCUGGCCCAGUUGCAGCUGCUCAAAGGUGACUACAGCAGUGCUGCCGGCAGCCUGGAAGAGGCGCUGCGUUACAGAAACCAGAACCCGGAUGCCUGGGCCCUGAAAGGUCACUGUCACUACCUGCAAGGGGAGUUUACUGAAGCCCGGGAGAGUUAUGAGUGGAGCCUGGUCUUUCCACAAGCACCCUCAGAAUCUCACAUUGUUCUGCCCCGCCUGGGAUCCGUCUACCUUAUGGAGAAUAAAUUUGAGCGAGCUAAAGAGGUCUUCCUACAGGCGUGUGAGCAAUCCCCAUCUUGCCUGACCUGGUUGGGCCUCGGCAAAGCCUGCUACAGGUUGGAGGAGCUUUGUGUCGCUGAGGAAGCUUUAGCUGUGGCCACUCGUUUGAAUGCAGCAAACGCAGAGGUGUGGGCUUACCUGUCUUUACUCAGCCUCAAGUCGGGGAGACCAGAAGAGGCAGAUCAGUUUCAUAACUACGCAAUCAGAUUCGGCCUGCAGGAGCCGUCCCUCCUCAGAGAGAUCAGCGAGCUAAAGGAUCAGAUUCGAAUGAGUCAAUUGACAUCAUGCUUCAAAAGAAGUGUUGAAGCAGAGGUUUAAACUGUUCAUCCAAACACAUUUUAUAGAUCUGCAUUAGCCAUGUAUUUCAAAUAACACUUUAUUGCAUCUUUACACUGGAAUGUCCUAAAAUAAAACAAAUUAAUAUGUUAAGAAGAUGGUUGAUCAAGCCAUAAACAUUCAACUCAGAGAUGCACAAAUAAUCUUAAAUGCAUAUAAAAUAAAAGGAUUGUUUUGUUGUUGUUGUUUUGUGUUGUGUUUUUAAAAGGACUGUAGCAAAAAAAUAAAAGACAAAAAUGUAGUUGCAGAAUAUUAAAUAACAAGU
This is a messenger RNA of Fundulus heteroclitus (mummichog), 3578 nucleotides long. RefSeq names its product cilia and flagella associated protein 70 (gene cfap70). Gene Ontology annotation, biological process: cilium assembly; cilium movement. NCBI's taxonomy places the organism in Eukaryota, Metazoa, Chordata, Actinopteri, Cyprinodontiformes, Fundulidae. The record is from RefSeq and is a predicted model, not a curated record. The transcript has 26 exons. The coding region runs from base 56 to 3295 and encodes 1079 amino acids. Gene Ontology annotation, molecular function: protein binding. Gene Ontology annotation, cellular component: extracellular exosome; motile cilium.